Molecule: messenger RNA, 11490 nt
Organism: Falco peregrinus (peregrine falcon)
Lineage: Eukaryota; Metazoa; Chordata; Aves; Falconiformes; Falconidae
Product: protein fem-1 homolog C-like
Exons: 3
Coding region: 664-2517 (617 amino acids)
Molecular function (GO): protein binding
Source: RefSeq, a predicted model, not a curated record
GCUGUCCCCUCACCCCUGCGACAACUCUCCCCACCUGUGCAUGCUCCGCUGUAGCGCUGUUCCGCCCUUUGUUUUACUUUAGAGAAAGGAAAAUAAGGCACGGUCUGGGGAAAAGGACACCCCCUAUCUUGUCCCCAUACCACAGCUAACCUAACCAAACCAUACCUCCUCCCCGCUACGUUCUGUCAGUCCACUCACGCUAUAGCGGAGGGCAGUGCCAGGAAACUCGCUCACCCCCCUAGCGGACAGCUACCACAUCGCCAGCACCGCCCCGCUCUCGGUGUAGCUUGAGCGGCUGCGUAGUCCCACCUCCUGUCCUGCUCCGAGUGGCUGGCGGCGCUUAGGCGUGUUUCUCAUUGGGCCUGGUGGUGGCCGGGCUGUGUUUGGUAGGUUCCGCUGUGCCCAGAUGUUGGGCUAGUGGUGGAGGCUAGUUGCUGUGGGGAUAGGUUUGUCGUGAAAGAGCUGGACGGAGUGCGGGAGGCGAGUUACCAAGUGCAGCCUGUGCUUUGUCAGGACCUCGUUUAGAGUCUCCAUGUUGUCCCAUCUGCCUGAUCUGAGAAAAAGUUGGGGAUACUCUGUUUGGGCUGUGUGUUUCUAAUAAGCUUUUGUUUGUGACUCUGAAAAAAGCAGGUCUGUAUCCUUCAAGAAAGAGGUACAGACUAAAUGGAUUUAAAGACAGCAGUGUUCAAUGCAGCUUGUGAUGGCAAGCUGCGGCUCCUUUCCAAGUUACUUGCAAGCAAAACUAGAGAAGAGGUGGCCUUACUAAUCUCAGAAAAAACCAAUGGUGCCACACCACUUUUGAUGGCAGCCCGUUAUGGGCACGUUGACAUGGUGGAAUACUUGUUGGACUGUUGCUCUGCUUCUAUAGAAAUUGGUGGUUCAGUUAAUUUUGAUGGUGAGACCAUUGAGGGAGCUCCACCAUUAUGGGCAGCAUCAGCUGCUGGCCACUUGAAGGUGGUUCAGUGUCUGUUAGAUCAUGGUGCAUCUGUCAAUAACACAACUCUAACAAGUUCAACUCCGCUUAGAGCUGCCUGUUUUGAUGGUCACCUGGAAAUAGUAAAAUAUCUUGUGGAGCACAAAGCAGACUUGGAAGUAUCAAACCGUCAUGGGCAUACGUGCUUGAUGAUCUCAUGUUACAAAGGCCACAAAGAAAUUGCUCAGUAUUUACUUGAAAAAGGAGCUGAUGUUAACAGAAAAAGUGUUAAAGGAAACACUGCGUUACAUGACUGUGCAGAAUCUGGAAGUUUAGAGAUCAUGAAGAUGCUUCUCAAGUAUUGUGCUAAGAUGGAAAAGGAUGGCUAUGGAAUGACUCCUCUUCUGUCAGCCAGUGUGACGGGCCACACAAAUAUUGUGGACUUCCUGACCCAACAUGAACAGACCAGUAAGAUAGAAUGUAUAAAUGCUCUGGAACUUCUAGGAGCAACAUUUGUGGACAAAAAGAGAGAUCUGCUUGGCGCUUUGAAAUACUGGAAGCGAGCUAUGGAAAUGAGAUACAGUGAUAGGACUAGUAUCCUGAACAAACCUGUGCCACAAACACUAAUUAUGGCCUAUGAUUAUGCUAAAGAGGUAAACAGCUCAGAAGAGCUAGAAAAUCUUAUUGCAGACCCUGAUGAGAUGAGAAUGCAAGCACUAUUAAUUAGGGAACGUAUUCUUGGUCCUUCUCACCCAGAUACAUCCUACUAUAUUAGAUAUAGAGGUGCUGUCUAUGCAGACUCUGGAAACUUUAAGCAAUGCAUCAACUUAUGGAAAUAUGCUUUGGACAUGCAGCAGAGCAAUCUAGAUCCACUGAGCCCUAUGACAGCGAGCAGUUUACUAUCGUUUGUUGAACUCUUCUCCUUCAUGCUGCAGGACAGGGCAAAAGGCCUGCUAGGAAGUACUGUUACAUUUGAUGAUCUCAUGGGUAUACUGUGCAAAAGUGUUCUGGAAAUAGAGCGGGCUGUGAAGCAAAUCCAGUGCCCUCCUGAUCCAAUACAACUGAACAAAGCCCUUUCUAUCAUUUUGCAUUUAAUUUGCUUGUUGGAAAAAGUACCUUGCAGCUCAGAACAGGAGCAUUUUAAGAAACAGACUAUUUACAAGUUUCUUAAGCUUCAGCCUAGAGGGAAGAAUAACUUCAGUCCACUUCACCUUGCUGUUGACAAGAAUACUACAUGUGUGGGCCGCUACCCAGUUUGUAAAUUCCCCUCUCUACAAGUUACUGCUGUCCUGGUGGAAUGUGGUGCUAAUAUAAAUGUCAGAGACUCAGAUAACAACAGUCCUUUACAUAUUGCUGCGCUGAACAAUCAUCCAGGCAUCAUGAAUUUUCUUAUCAAGUCAGGUUCGCACUUUGAUGCCACAAACUCACAUAAACAAACUGCUAGUGAUUUGCUGGAUGAGAAGAAAAUGGCAAAAAACUUAAUCCAGCCUAUAAAUCAUACUACGUUGCAGUGUCUUGCUGCUCGUGUUAUAGUGAAUCAUAACAUAUGCUAUGCAGGACACAUUCCUGAAAAACUAGAGAAAUUUGUUUUGCUCCAUGGAUAGUGUGCAGUCCCAGAGUGCUGUUGUUGAAGCAUGACUUGGUGGCAAUGUUGUGAUAGACCAGUAUUCCCUUACUUUGCCUCAUCUUGCUCUCACUAGCUAAAGCAUUGUUAGCAUCGCAUCUGUAGAGUUGGUUAACCAAUAUUUGAAUAUGCCAUAUAUUAUAUUUUGUGGAUUAUUUAGAAAUAAUGUGCCAUAUUUAGACUCUUAAAUUGUUGGCCAGAGGCUUGUCUAUUCUGAUCUUAUGUGCCUGUUGGAUGUUUAGAACUGAGUUGAAUAUUUCCCACUGAUGUCUUUUUGCUACAACUGUUGUGUGGAUUUUAUACAGUUGAAGGGCCAUCUUUUUUGGUUUUGCUUGAGUAUUUCUACUCUUACUCUAUUCUUUUUCUAUGGACUUGUUAAACCGUGCAAGUUGUAUAGACUUGUUAGCAUUGGCAACUACCAUAAGUGCUUUUUAUCUUCUCUAUGCACUGAUUUAAAUGUGACUUGUGUGUGUGUGAACAUAUUUUUGUGCAGCAGUUGGCCAAUUUCAGUUUAAAUGCCCAUUUUGAUUUGCAGUUCUGUUUGGAGCUCUUUUUGAGAAUGCUGCCUUCGUAACAUGACAAAUUUUGGGGCUACAUAUCACCUUUCUGAACUGGGGUUUAACUGUUUUAUUCUAGCUGUAACUGAUGUUGCUUUCCUCUUGAACCUCUGGAAAUCUGUGCUAAAUUUGGGAGAAGGAAAAAUCUCUCUUGUUCUCGUGGUAAUCCACUUGAAUUUUUAAUCUGAUAAUUGUUCUCUCACAUCAUGCAGUUAGGGGAAGAGUCCUCUUCAUGUACAACUGACAGCUUUCCUUUUGCAGUAAUGUCUUGCUUGUGUUGAUUAUGUGACUAGAUGUAAAGUUUGUUCAAUGUUGAACCUCAAACUUAAUGAUACAGUCUAAUGAGGAAAUAGAUUAAAUGUAUGUCAUAGUUUAAAUUUACAAAUCAACUUCUUAAGCUACAAAAGAAACUAAAGCACAUUGGUGAUGUGAUGCUUAUCAGUCCAGUAAUAUAGGCAUCAUUAUGACAUAGUAAAUGAAUGUAUGCCAGAGUAACAGAAAUUCUAUAGCAGUGUCCUCUUCUUGAUUUUAAAUCUCUUUAUAAAUGCAUGGUUUUUCCAUCUCUUUUAUCUGUCAGCUGUACUGAAAGAUAAAGCAGUUCUGUUGUGUAUAUAUAGCUCCUAAUCAAACUUACCUAUUUUUAUACUUGCAUAAUAGCUUAACUUUUACAAUGGAAAGGGCUCUUUUGACUUGUUAAGAAUUCUAUAAAAUAAUUUCAUAAAUGAGAGUGAAAUUCAGGUAUUUAAUAUAAACAAGCACUUUACUGUUCAUUAACAGUAGAAUUUAUUAUGGUACAUUAGCCCUGCAAAUGUCUAAGUGAAAAUACUUGUGUUGAGUAGAAUACAGUUUACCUGCAAAUUUAGUAUUCUAGCAUAUUGGAUAUUGUUGACUUGAUGAUUCAUUUAAUUUCAUUUUAUUUCAGUGAUGGGCAGUAAAUGGGUUUCUUGUUCCAGAAACUCAACAAGUUGAUUUAGGCUUUUGUUGUUGGUAGAGAUAUUUAAAAGCCAAAUUAAGUAGAUAAAGGGGGGAAAAAUUUAGGAGGGUUUUUUUAUAUUUGAUGUUGAAGCAUUUUUCUUUUUUUGGUUAAGUUGAUGAUGAAUGUCUUGACUAUAAAAAAGUAUAUAUAUUAAAAAAAGUUCAUCCUUGCUGCUUGGCUGUUUCAGGGUUUCUCUUGGUGUACAGUAACAAACUUAGCCAUUCUUGGGGAAAAUAUUGGGAUACUUUUAAACAAAGAUAUGUUGAAAGUAGUGCUGUUAGUAUAGUGCCACUUUCAAACUCAUUUUGAAACAACUUUCACCUGUUUGUCCCAUGGCAUACCCGUAUCGUAUGAAAUUCUGAGUAUAAGAAAAUCCUAUUUGUUUCUCUUGCAAAUGUGCAGCAGUAAACUUCUAUUAAAUUGGCUGACUUUUUUCUGAUUUGUAAUUAUUAAACUACAUGCCACCCAAGUUGUUAUUUGUGAGAACAAGUAGUUUGAUUUUGUAUUUCUUAUUUUUUAUAUGCUUCUCUACUAAGCUGGUGUAAUCAACAAAUCAUACCAUGCUAGAAAUGUUCCUCGUUAUAUUUCAAGUAAUAAAAAUAGUCUUCUUUCUAUAGGUCACAGAGAAAGGGAUUUUUUGAUCACUGUUUUAUACUCUGGAAUCUGUACAGCUCUUUAGUGCUUGCAAUUUGAAUUUGUCUUUAUAACUGUGUAAUAGUCUGUUUAAAAUUAUUUAGAGAUUAUUAGUACAGAAAUAGAACUAAAAAAAUAUGGGGUUAUGUCCUGCUAUUAUUAGCAAAGUUCAGAAAACACCCCAGAAACGAAAGCAUAUUGCUAUCUAAUACAUAUCUAGUAAAUUAGUGAAAAUUGCCAGGCCUUACAGGGCUUAUUGUUAGCUACUUGGGUUUGGGGGUUUUCUGUUUGUUUUUAACUUACAAAGUAAUGAUUUACUGUUGUAAUUCUGUCUAAAUAUCUACUGAUACACAUCAAUCCUAAAUAUUAUCACCUAUGUUCAGCAUUUAAUUUUGCAAAAUAAUGAGGCUAUCUGCUGAAUUCUUAACUGAUUAUGUCAGAUAUUCAAGUUUAGGUGACUAGAUGGAUAAAUAAUGCAUUUAAUUCCACUUUCUAUUUAACCCUGAACGUGUACAUUACCUCAUUUAAUUUUUGCUUCAUUUUAAAAUAAACCUGUACAGAGCCUAUGUUGGGUUAUGUGUUAAGGAUUAGUUAAAGAUUUACUGAUUGGGGAAGAGGGUAAGGACAGUAGGCCCUGUCUGAGAUGUCUGUGCCACUAUGGUCAUUGCUAAUGGGUACUAGCCCCUCAGUCACUAAUUCAAACCAUGAAUGUCUCCACUUAAGUAUAGAUAUCAACUUUCUGGAAUAGAAGUUUUGUAUGGGUUUGUUUUUGUUUUUUUUUUUGUUCUGUUUUGUUUUUCUUAUUAUUUCUUAUUCUUAUUUCCCAUUCAGAGAUGGGAAUAAGACUAUUUUAGUGAAACAUGUUGAUGCUAAAUGCAAUAGUGUUGCUAGCUAAACACAAACUGCAGUAAGGACAAGAAACUAAAGAGCAUUCAUAAAACACAAAACUGUUAUCCUUUUUUUGUCAUAUUAACUCAUUAUUUUUCCUUUCUUUUUUUUAAUUAAAAGUACUUUUUCAGAGCUCCCAGCCCAUAAAGAUAUUGAGAACAUUGAGGAAAAAAUUGUAUGCCCUGUGGGGGUGAAAUAGAUAUAAAAAUUGAUUAAAUAAUUUGCAGGUAUGUAUUUUUAAAGACAAGGAUACUGAUACCCCCUUGCUUGUUGAGACCUCUGAAGUUGGAUUUAUUUUUUAAUAAAUACUCAAAGCAUUCUUCCUUCUAAUUUUCUUGGGCUUCCACUGAAGUACUUCAGCCAGGAAGAUGAAAAGUAUUGUAGUUUAAAAAAGUUGUCCUUGCCAAAUCCUAAAACUAGAUUUCCAUUUUUAUAUCACUUAUGUCAGUAACAAGAUUCCAGCUGUCUGUGGUGUCUCUGAGGUUCUGAUUGUUAAGCACAUGGUAUAAAGGCACUUUUUAAAAUGCAAGGCAACAGUGUGGUUAUUUUUUCCAUGUAUACUCUGCAGCAGUCCUUGGAUAGGAGGUAUUUUUAUAUAUUACCUAAAUACCAAAAGUUCUCUUAACAGUUGUUUUGAAAAUGGUUGAAAUUAAGACAGCAUUUUAAAAAGUGGAGUUUAUAGAAGAAAUGGAAUGCUGUAGCAAAAUUCUUACAAAAGGAUAAAAACCUUAAUAGGAAAGACAUGUGCCUCUUCUCAGUUUCACAUCAACUGUAAGUUAAUAGUGGCAGGAUAUGGCUACUCUGGAAAUAGCUUUCUUGUGCUUUGAAUUAUAGAGUGGGAUACCUGCUAUGCUCUAAAAUAUUGAAAAAUGUGAGUACAAAGACUUAACACUAAUUUGUGUUCUGUGACUACAAUGAAGUGGUAUUUAAUGCUUCAAAGUAACUUUGAGGAAUGUGAUGGAGACAUACUAGAUUAAAUAUAGUUUGUUUUAUAUUGUUCAAAUCUCUUUGCUUUGGGUGUGCAAGUAAUUGUUGAACCCUCAGUGAGCAGAAUGAGAAGUUAAUUGUUUGUUUGGUUUUAACUCUGUGUUCCAUUCUACCACAAAGACUUCCUGUGCAGGGAAAUUCCAUGUAAUUGAAAUAUUUCAAUUAUAAAUUCAAAUAUAUCAAUUCCGUGUAUUGAAAUACUGCAUUUUCUACUUAAUUUAGCUUCAAUAUUUUUUUUUAAAAAGGAGUAACAAAUAUAUCUCUCUGCUCUUACUCUUUAUGCUCCAAAUGCAGAUUACAUUAAAAAUGUUUUGGAUAACACCUGUCUGAGUCUAUAUAUCUGUUUUCUUUAGGGUUACUGUAAUACUGAUUGCUAAACCUCUUUUUCAGUUGAGUAUGAAUAGUUAAAUGUGAAUGCUGUAGCUUUAGACUUUGAUUAUCUUGUUAAUUAUUAUACCCUAAACAGACUAUCAUGUUUCAUUCUCUUACUAUGAAAUGAUGGUCCAGCUAAACCUUUCAAAUCUGGUGAUGGGCAGUAGUAAGGAAAAGGUUUAAACUAGAGGAUUACAGGAGACACUUUCACAGUUUUUCUAGAAAAUGCAGUUGGUCAUGCUAUUAACUCUGUUAAAACCUAGUAGUGUUUGUUUAUAGCAUAAACAAAAGUAACUAGUAAGAUCUUGUAAUAAAUAAGCAACAGAUGCUUUUCCAAGAAAGUUGCACAAAUUAUUUUUUAUAGCUUUUGAAGUCUCUUACCAUUGCUUCCAUAAUUUAAAAAGAGAAAAAGAAAUACUCUAAGGAUUAAAGAAUUAUGGCAAGAUCCUUAUUAAAGACUUCUUCAAAAGUCUUAUGUUCUAUAGAACAUUACCAUCAGAAUUUUGAGAUCUUUAUAGUUAGAGCAGUAGUCAUAAUAUACUUAAAAGGCAGUGUAGACUUCAGAGUUUAUCUAGAUUUAUUCUUCACUGGUAACAAACAGCAUCAAGAAGAUGAGGCACUGGAUGAGGAAAAUUGGUCCAGAGCUUUCACAGUAAGAUAAUUGUUGCAUAGAUGACUUACUGAAUCAAGUAUAGAUUCUCUUAAUUAGGAAAAAAAAAAGAACUUCAAAGAAUCACGUAAUUAUUCAUCUCUCUGCAGUUGCAGGUGAUGAUAGAUGUUUAGAUAUGCAGCAGAAACUUCUGGACUAUGCCUAUGCAAAAUCUGUCAUCUCUCCAUGCCUGGGAUUAAUUUUCCAACUCCCUGAUUUUUCUUUGUGCGGAAGUGUUUCUCCAGCUGUGAUGACUUAGAAUCAUAGAAUGAUAAAGAUCUUUUCCAACCUAAACAAUUUUAAGAUUAAGUCCAACUGUUAACCUAACACUGUGAAGUCCACCACUGUGGAUAACUGGCUAGCUGAAAAAGUUCACAUAGACAUAGUCCAGCUGGCUGGACAAAAAUGCACAUCGCUCUCAUCUUAUCUGAAGUAAAGCAAAAGUUACACAAUAACAGGAAGAUUGCAGUGGGAAAAGAAUGUUGCAGGUGGGAACAGAUAACUACAGAAGAGAAACUAGGGGCGGACUUGAUAUUUAGGUAACUAACCAAUAAUGAGCUUAACUUUUGUAAUAUGUAUGAGCUAAUUAUAACAAGGCAUAAAAGGUGACUGUAAGAGACAAUAAACGAAGUCUGCUGAUCACUCAUACUGAGUGGCUGUGUCUUCCCUCCGUCGUGACACACCACUAAAUCAUGUUCUUAAGUGCCACAUCCACACAUCCUUUAAAUACCUCCAGGGACAGUGACUCAACCACUUCCCUGGGCAGCCUCUUCCAGUGCUUGACCCACCCUUUCAGUGAUGACGUUUUUCCUAAUAUCCAGUCUAAACCUCCCCUAGCACAACUUGAGGCUGUUUCCUCUUGUCCUGUUGUCUGUUUCUUGGGAGAAGAGACUGACACCCACCUGUCUACAACCUUCUUUCAGGUAGCUAUAGAGGGCAAUAAGGUCUCCCCUGAGCCUCCUUUUCUCCAGACUAAACAACCCCAGUUCCCUCAGCUGCUCCUCAUAAGACUUGUGCUCCAGACCCUUCACCAGCUUCAUUGCCCUUCUUUGGACACACUCUAGCACCUCAAUAUCCCUGUUGUAGUGAGGGGCCCAAAGCCACAGUAUUCAAGGUGUGGCCUCACCAGUGCCAAGUACAGGGGGAUGAUCACUCCCCUUGUCCUGCUGGCCACACUGUUUCAGAUACAAGCCAGGAUUCUAUUGGCCUUGGCCACCUGGGCACUCUGCUGGCUCAUGUUCAGCCUGCUGUCAACCAACACCCCCAGGUCCUGUUCUGCCAGGCAGUCUUCCAGCCACUCUUCCCCAAGACUGUAGCAUUGAGUAGAGUUGUUGUGACUCAAGUGCAGGACCUGGCACUUCUCCUUGUUGAAUCUCAUAGAGUUGGUCUCUGCCCAUUGAUCCAGCCUGUACAGAUCCCUCUGUAGAGCCUUCUAAAAACAUUUUUUUCCCUCCCUGUUGGGGAAGAGAUUGCCUUCACUUGCCUUUAUCCUCACUGAACUUAGCUGUCCACUCUGCCUUUUCCAUCUGCCCUUGUGUUGCAAUCAUAGUUGGAAUCAGCUGCCAAACAAGUCAGCCCCUUUCUGCCAGUGAUGUGUAGUUCUUCGUGAAAGUCUGGUACAGAGGAUGAGGAAUGGUAGCUAUUCAAACAUCAAAACCUAUGAGUUCAAAUUUCCCUCCACCUCUGAUGACCUUUUUUUAGCCAUUCCAUUGUUGUUUCUCAUUGUGUUCUCUGUGCCUUUACUGUUCCCAAUUGCUCCCAGGUGUUUCCCAUUUCCCAAUCUUCCUCUGCCACAUCUGGACUGACUCCAGGCCCAUGUUGAAAUGGGAAGCACUUGCCAUGCCUUAAGCAGUUUGUGCUAUUUCUAAAUGGUAUUAGGAAGAGAGAAUUGGAAGAAAUGUAGGGUUCAGCUUGCUUGUCUAUUAUUCAUUUGCCUGGUUCUUCAAAGUAAAGAUGCUUAUGUUGUUGCUUAGUCUCCUCAUUAAUGUGAAAUGUAGUCUUUCCUAUUCACUCUAUGCAACAUAUUAUGUCUUAGGUGAGGUUGUGGAUGAGUACUAUGCAGUUGUUGUUGAUGUAAGCUGUUAUAAGUCUAAGCAAAUCUCAUCAUAGAAUCAGUAACACUAAUAUUUUUUUUCCCAUGCAGAAGUUACUUAAAAGCUUUGCAUUUGUUUAAGCACCUUUUUCAUAUGCUUUGGUUCUUUGAAACAUGCUGUCUUUAUGAUUUGUGGCUUCUGAAAAAUUUUCCUUUAAUGUGUCACUUCUCCAGUGUCUUCCUAAGUUACACUAGUUUAUCCACCAGGUUGCUGUUUCAUGCUGCUGCUAAAAGGCCCCUUCCUUCCCCUGUACACAGCAGCCAUCGCCUUCAUGCCCGCCUUGAUCCUUCUGUCAACAAUAUCAAUAAGGGCAGGGGGCAGUGAAUGUGGAGAGCAAGCUAUAUAGAAGGCAACAGGUGUGGGUAUUUCUUGAGCUAGCUCUACGGUGUCAGUGAGCAAAAACCGAUCUUGGGAGAGAGACACAGUUAUGCUUGUUGGAAGGAAGCCAUGGGAGCAAGAAGAGAAACUUUUAAGAUACGGAGUAGUCUGCAGAGCUUGUGGCCUUGUAGAUAAAGGGAGUUGCUAAGUUGCUGUGUCUGCAAUAGAAAAAAGAGCUAAGAGUGGAAAAUUACUGAGCAUAGUUACAAGCUGACACAUCAGCCCCUUGUAAAGGUAUAAAAAGCUUGCUUGAUUUUAAUAAAGUGUCUUUGAGUGUCUUCGAUCUGCUCUCAGAGUCUGUGCAUCAUAUGCCACAAAUAGGUGCUCCUGUUCUCCAGAGGCAAGAAGCAGUGUGUUGAUCUAGGCAGCUGCCUACUUUGAGUUGAGUUAUGAUCAGGAGCUAGGAUGAGCAUCAGUCUAGGUGCCUGAAUGUAUUGUUCUAAUCAUAAAUGGUACAGAGACAAGCUGGUGGGGUGCCACUCUUUCUUGAUAAUUCCUUGAAAACCGUGCUCCAUUUAGUCUUCAACAGUGUAAUGUUUUUCUACGCUGGCAGAAAAUAUCCAGGAAAAAAAGUUCUCGGUGAUGAAAGAAGGGCAUGCUGCUGCUGCAAAACCAGACUAAUUUACAAGGUAAUGGUAAAUUUUAUUUGGGGGUGAUGGUGGUGGUGAGAAGAUGUUAGAACAGUCAGUAGGAAAACAAAGUAUCCUUACUAUAUUGGUGGCAAAAAGCAAUGCAAGGCAACUACUAUAAAUAAAGUAUCAGUGGCUGUACUCACAUUUCAUAAACUCCCAGGUUAGAAAAGAAAUCUGAAAUAACACUUCAGUAAUGUUAGCAAACUUCAACCUCAGGAAAAGAAACAAGUAGAGAUGGUAGGUUUUUUUCUUUCUAGUAGUUAAGAAUUUACGCAUAGUCAUUGAAGUAUUCCCUGACAUGGUGCUGAAAAUUUCUGUGAUCUCCUUCUGUGCUUGAUGUGAAGUCACUGAAGUGUCUUCUAUAAAAGGCUUCUCAGUACAAACUUUGUAUCUUCUAGGCAGAGUUAAUCAGCACUGUCCAGUCUUCAGCAAUCUACUUGGAUAAAAGAGAACUCUUGAAGUGAGGAAAUACUCCAACAUGGACAGAAACAAACAAAAAAAUGUUCUAGGGAUUGUGCAACAAUAUCAGAAAACUAAAGAGCAACUUGAUGCUGAAUAAAUUCUUGUUCAAGAAAGUAACUUCACAAACUGGGAAGGAAUGCACAUCCUUUUCUCAACUCAAGAAUUCUUUCUUGACAACUGAAAUAACCCAUUUCCUUUAUCUGUAAAAAAUAAAGACCUCAAGAAGAAAAUGUUAAGUGAUAUUGUCUAUAUCUUUUAUUAUUAUUAUAUGUUUUUUGAAAGAUGGCUGAUGCUUCUCCUUCCAAUAAAGGAUUUCUUAGCUUACA